Molecule: messenger RNA, 2526 nt
Organism: Fundulus heteroclitus (mummichog)
Lineage: Eukaryota; Metazoa; Chordata; Actinopteri; Cyprinodontiformes; Fundulidae
Product: extracellular calcium-sensing receptor-like
Exons: 5
Coding region: 16-2331 (771 amino acids)
Biological process (GO): G protein-coupled receptor signaling pathway
Cellular component (GO): membrane
Molecular function (GO): G protein-coupled receptor activity
Source: RefSeq, a predicted model, not a curated record
CAGUUUGCUCAAGCUAUGCUUUUUGCCAUUGAGGAAGUUAAUAACAGUACAGAUCUACUUCCUGGGAUUUCUCUGGGUUAUAAAAUCUAUGACACUUGUGGUUCACUCAUCCGGAGCAUAAAAGUUGCUCUUGCUUUGAACAAUGGCAAUGCAAAUAUGUCUUUAACCUCUGAGGGACAAUGUUCCAGGCCUGUACAAAUGCAGGCUGUAAUGGGUGAAACCUCCUCUUCUCCGAGCACUGCAAUAGCUACGAUCUUAGGAGCAUUUCAUAUACCACUGAUCAGCCACUUUGCCACUUGUGCUUGUCUCAGUGAUAAAACUAAAUACUCAUCUUUUCUCCGAACCGUACCAAGUGACUACUAUCAGAGCAGAGCUCUGGCUCAUUUGGUCAAACAUUUUGGCUGGACUUGGGUUGGAGCUGUUAGAACCAAUGAUGAUUAUGGCAAUAAUGGCAUGGCAACUUUCACAGAAAUUGCUGAGCAGUUGGGUAUUUGUCUGGAAUACUCAGUUUCUUUCUUUAGAACAGAUUCUUCAGAAAAAAUACAAAAGAUAAUUAAAACAGUCAAGGCGUCUACUGCAAAGGUGAUUGUUGCUUUUCUCUCCCACCGAGACAUGGAAGUGCUUAUACAUGAACUGUCCGACCACAACCUUACUGGAUAUCAGUGGGUCGGCAGUGAGUCUUGGAUCUUUGAUUCACAAAUUGCAGCAAUGGAUAAAAAUCACAUCCUGGAUGGAGCAAUAGGCCUAUCAAUCCCGAAAGCACAAGUCACUGGUCUUCGAGAAUUCAUGCUUGAUAUAAAACCACUCAUUUUAUCGAAUAAUGAGUUGUUUAAAGAGUUCUGGGAAGCAUUAUUUCGCUGCAAGUUCAAGCAGCCCAAGUUAGCUGAGAUUCAGAAAGAGUGUACAGGAUAUGAAGAUCUAACAGGAGUGGAAAACAGCUUCACUGACAUGUCACUCAUGCCUAUUUUUAACAACGUCUAUAAAGGAGUUUAUGCUGUGGCUCAUGCUCUGCAUAAUAUUCUCAGCUGCAACAAAACUUGUAACAACAAUGUGCAGCUAUAUCCAUAUACGAUUUUACAGCACAUCCAGAAAAUUCACUUCAAAACAAAAGAAGGUGAUGAAGUUUACUUUAAUGAGAAUGGUGAUCCACCUGCAAAAUAUGAAAUUAUAAACUGGCAGCCAAGAGAAAACAACAUUGUGAGCUUUGUCACAGUUGGUCUUUAUGAUGCAUCAUUUCCUACAGAGAAACAACUAAGCCUUCAAAGCGAUUCCUUAAUUUGGACACACAGCUCACGACAUGUGCCAGUGUCGCUUUGCAGUGAAAAAUGUCCCCCAGGAACGCGUAAGAUUCUCCAGAAAGGAAAGCCUGUUUGCUGCUAUGAUUGUAUAAGAUGUGCCGAAGGAGAAAUGAGCAACAGCACAGAUGCUGUAUCUUGCGUGAGAUGCCCGCCUGAAUCCUGGUCAAAUAUGAGAAGAGAUGCAUGCGUAAGAAAGGAGGCUGAGUUUCUGUCAUUUGAAGAAGUUAUGGGAAUAUUGCUUACUUCUGCAGCUAUCUUUGGAACAUGUCUAACUGCAGCUGUAGCAUUCAUCUUUUACAAACACAGAAAAACUCCUCUUGUCAGGGCAAACAACUCUGAGCUGAGCUUCCUCCUCCUUUUCUCCUUGACCCUGUGUUUCCUCUGCUCUCUGACCUUUAUUGGACAACCCUCUGAGUGGUCCUGCAUGCUGCGUCACACAGCAUUUGGCGUCACCUUUGUCCUCUGCAUCUCCUGUGUUCUGGGGAAAACUAUGGUGGUUUUAAUGGCAUUUAAAGCUACACUUCCUGGGAGAAAUACAAUGAAAUGGUUUGGACCCACACAGCAGAGACUCAGUGUUCUGGGUUUUACUCUUAUACAAGUGAUUAUAUGUAUCCUUUGGUUAACAAUCUCUCCUCCUUUUCCAUCCAAGAACUUUAAAGAAUUUAAGGACAAAAUCAUUCUGGAGUGUGCUUUGGGCUCAGCAGUGGGUUUCUGGUCUGUGCUCGGGUACAUUGGACUACUUGCCUUGUUGUGUUUUACUUUUGCUUUUCUGGCUCGUAAACUGCCGGAUAAUUUUAAUGAAGCCAAAUUUAUUACUUUUAGCAUGCUCAUAUUCUGUGCUGUGUGGAUUGCUUUUAUCCCAGCGUAUGUCAGCUCUCCGGGAAAAUUUAGCGUUGCUGUGGAAAUCUUUGCUAUUCUUGCCUCUAGUUUUGGAUUGCUUAUUUGCAUCUUUAUUCCAAAAUGCUAUAUCAUGUUACUAAAACCAGAGAAAAAUACAAAAAAGAAUAUGAUGGUUAAGGGGGCUCCUAGAUAAUCCUAAGAACAGAGACAAAACAGUGGCAAAAGAAUAUCAAAUCAUAUUUUUUUAAAUCACAAUAGAUUGAUAUACUACAAUGUAAUAUAUAUAUCAAUUAUAAGGUCUAGUAAUUGAAUUCUGAAUCACCUUUAAUUAUAAUAUGUGUGUUAUUGAGUCUAAAUGCAUCUUUUAAAGUUUGAAAUAAAUUUUAUA